Didymodactylos carnosus is the source of this 949-nucleotide messenger RNA. The record is from the annotation of a GenBank genome assembly. NCBI's taxonomy places the organism in Eukaryota, Metazoa, Rotifera, Eurotatoria, Philodinida, Philodinidae.
UUCGGUAGGGAACUUGCUUUUUACGAGACUCCUGUAGAGACUCCUGCUGAACACCAAUGGAAACUACUGCUGUUACUUUAUUAUGCGGUCUAUAUUUAUGAAUAUCACACUAAGUAUAUCAGUUUUUGCAAAGUUUUGACCUUUUCGAUGGACUCAGAAUAUCCUAGUUCGCUCUUUCUUUAUACAUCAGCAGAUUUUCCACUUGAUUGUAGGAUCACAACUAUCUCGUCGCGACAGACGACCGCAGUUUGAGUGGAACAAAUAUCAAAAAUCGUGCCAUAGAUGCACAAGAGGUUCUACAGCAGAUUACCAAAUGUCAACCCUACGCUUCUGUGUUUAUUCUUGAUUGCUGUCGUAAUUAUUACCUUCGAAGUUCAGGUUUGCUACGAGGCCCACCACCAGAAGGUCUGAUGCCAAUGAAAGCAACUGAAGAUUCGUUGAUCGCUUUCAGCUGUGCACCAGGAGAAACUGCAUCGGACGGUCGUGGACAAAAUGGCUUGUUCACAAAACACCUUCUCCAACACAUUAAAACGCCAAAUCAAGAUAUUGAACAAGUGAUGCGCGAAGUUUCCUUUGGUGUUCAGCAGGAGUCUCUACAGGAGUCUCGUAAAAAGCAAGUUCCCUACCGAAACAGUUCUUUAACAAUGAAAAAUGUGUUUCUUUAUACAACUGGUAACGCUGGCGACACGUCAUCAAGUAAGCCUCAUUCCACUUUGAAGAGUUGUGUAAGUUAAGCUACUCUGAAGUCAGAGUCGUUUCUUUGAUAUCCAGUUUAAUAAGCUGACUUACAAAUUAGUCUAACUUUAGUUGUCAGAUCAUGAUCGACUCACAACUUUACACCAGACAGUACAUUUUUUCUGCUUUUUUCUUCCUGUAGUGCUAGUAACCUCUUUUACUCAUCGUUUUUUAACAUUCGAACACUUUGUAACAAAGGAUUAUAGAUCGCAGC